AUGUCUACAUUAUUUAAAAAACCACUUACGCGUUCACUGCUGCUACUCGCAGUAUUCGGGAUGUGCGCUUGCGCGGCCCAAAGUUAUUAUUCCUCCUCUUCCUAUGCGGCCCGUCGACCAACUCCAUAUCGCGCAAAUCCUUACCGCCGCGUCGGGUCUUCUACCUAUCGCGACUACAAUCGCGAGUAUUAUGAAGCGUUGCGACAAAGGCGCUUGCGUGCACUUGCCGACAGCUAUAAAGGCAUCUACAAUAGAGUUAGCACCAGCAGCAACAACGGCGGAAGCACCCAAGCGCAGCGCCUCUACUCCACCUCACGGUUGCCCGCUGCCGCAGCUGCUAUAAGCGCUGUCAGCAAUGAUGGCAGCAGCAGCACAACCACCACUAGUAUUUAUGCCAGCAGCAACAAUAAUCCAAAAAAUGACUAUUACACAUCUAAUAAUAGUCUUACGGGUAGCAGCAUCUCCGUUACCUCUGCGAACAAGCAGCAAGAUGCUACUGCCAUCACAAGCAAGCAACGCAUCAGCAAAGCUGAUCAGGAGAAUGCAAAAUUUGCAGGCCUUAGGAAUCAGGAAGCCGAUGAGGAAUCAUCGAAAACCGUAUCAAAACUAAAACUUAAUAAGUUCCGUCGUUGUUUUCCUUUUGGGCGUGAUGCACAAGGUGACGAAGUGACACCACCACCAGAGGAACAAGGCCGCAUACUUUGGGACUUGAAUAUUUAUAAUAUUUAUUCGGGAGGCGGCUAUGCACCGCCACCUUAUGGUGGUGGUUGUGGCGGCUUAGGUGGAGGCCUGGCUAGCGCUUUUGCUGGUGCUGGCGGUUUGGGCGGACUUGGGGGACUUGGUGGUUUUGGCGGACUUGGCGGUGGCGGCCUGCUCUCUGAUCCCAUUGCAGCCGCCUAUGCCCCACCCAACAGGUUGAAUAAUUUUCUGCAGUUAUUUGCCCCUGGUAUAUUACAAAAUGCUUUAGCGGCGACGGCACGCCCAUCGCUAUUAAGGCCUCAAGCCGAUACAAGCGCCAGUGAGGCAAACGAUUUGGCUAAUGAUCCUGAGGUAGAUCCUGAAUAUAAUGCGAUAGCAGCCAGACCGCCACCCGUGAGAAGACCCAAUCGAGUUUAUUACGAUUCAGCAGGAGCGGCUCCUAUAACACCUGCUCAAUUGGUGGGAGGUGUAGCCACCACUGUUAACGGCAUCAUACAACAGCUGACUGGCAAUGUUCUACCUGUUUAUCCUAGCUACAGAUCACAAAGUUACGGAAAAUGA
Molecule: messenger RNA, 1260 nt
Organism: Anastrepha obliqua
Lineage: Eukaryota; Metazoa; Arthropoda; Insecta; Diptera; Tephritidae
Product: PE-PGRS family protein PE_PGRS17
Exons: 2
Coding region: 1-1260 (419 amino acids)
Source: RefSeq, a predicted model, not a curated record